Myiozetetes cayanensis is the source of this 6655-nucleotide messenger RNA. RefSeq names its product transmembrane protein 51 (gene TMEM51). The coding region runs from base 2994 to 3776 and encodes 260 amino acids. The transcript is spliced from 3 exons. The record is from RefSeq and is a predicted model, not a curated record. NCBI's taxonomy places the organism in Eukaryota, Metazoa, Chordata, Aves, Passeriformes, Tyrannidae.
GCAAAGCGGGGGGGAACACCCCAUAAAGCAGGAGCAAACACCCCAGGAAGCAGGAGCAGACAUCCUCGAAGCGGGGAAAUCUGCCCCCGAAGCGGGGGCUGGAGCGCCGGGGUUUGGGGAGCAGCCGUGCCUUUGGGGUCACCCCCUUGGGGCACCUUCCUCGGUCCCCGUGUGAGCAUCGGGGUGGCCGUGCUGAGGGCGGGGGGAGGAGGAGCGGCUGCCGUCUUGGGGAAGGAUCAGCUGGCACUUUAGGGAAGGAUCGGCAGCAGGGAGAGGGUGCCCGGUGACCCCCACGCCGAAGCACACCGGAGCCCGGCAGCCGCGUCCCACGGGUGGCAGCCCAGCAGGAGUGUCACGGAUCACGAGCCCACGGCUCGGGUACGUGCGCCGGGAAGGGGCAGGAGGGACCGUGUGUGAGCCAGGAAAGCAAACAAAGCCAAGGAGAAGGAGAGCUGCGCAGGGCAGGUCGGGGCUGGGCGCUGGGCAGUGGGGGCUCAGCUCUUCCUAUCACGACGUUCCUGCUGAGGAAAGAGCGGCCUGGAGCUUCGAGGGGUUAAGCAGACCCACAGGUGUCUCCCAAGUGUUUGUCUGCUGACGCUGGUAUUUGAUUUUUGGGGGUGACGGGCUAGGAUGAGCGUCGCUGUGUAGCUGGGCUUGUUGGGAAGUGCGGAUGUGUGAGUAGAAACCAGGAGUUUGUCCCAUGGGAGACGGGCUGCCCUCGCCUCUGCGUAGUGGAUGAAGCCUGAGAGAGGUUUGAAGCUGCACCAAGAGGUGUGGUCCUGGCUUUCCAGCUUAAAGCUCUCUGGAGCAGACCUUGGCCGCUGCCUGAUGGGAUGCGGCCACAACGCAUCCCUCUGCAGCAUAUCCAGGCAUCCUGCAGCCAUCCACAGCCCUGGGUAUCUCGGCAUGACAGCCAGAAAGGGAAACCUCCCGGGUGUCAGUGAGGAACAUGUGGGUGUGGGGCUGGUGAACCCAGCCCUGGACUGAGGUGACUCGGAAGUACGUGAGAUGCCUUUGAUUUUAGCUGUGUAAUUACACGGGUGGGAAAACCCUUAGGAAGGCAAGUGCCUGGGGAAGGAGGAAUGUUUGGCCACCGGUGCCCUGAAGAGAGGUGAGUGUUGGUGUUUGGCGCCGUGGCGGUGCCACGGGGAGAUGCCAGGGGGGCCAGGGCUGGGCAGGGCUGUCUGCCUGCACCCCAGCAGGAGCCUGGGAGGAGGGAUCCCUCCGGCAGCCCAGGUAUUUGUCUGUCUCCCAGUGCUGCUCCAGACUUUUCUUGCUCCCAGUGUAUUUAACAGCCAGAAACUGGUGUCGAGGCUCCACGGAAGCAACUGAAUAUCCUUGUAUGAGCAGUGCAGGUGGCAUGUAGUGACAUAAUUCCCAGAAAACCUCCAUCCCUAUCAAAAUACCUGUGCCCACGUUGCGGAACACUCCUGCUUUGUGCCUGGCUGCUCUGUGUCGCUUGGCUGCCCGGCCAGCUCCGUGUGCCCUGGCAUCACCCCUCGCUCCCUUCCUGCCUUGUGGGCUCCUUAGCCAUCCACAACAGGUUUUCUUUGUGGGUCACACUUGUUGGAGAACCUUUUGGAAAAGCACGGGGAGAGGUGAUGCUGUGUUGGGGUGAAAGGUGCUGCUGAAAAUCCGGUGUGAGGAUGAGGAGGGCGGUGCUGGUGAGGCCGAUGGCAGCGUGAUGUGUCAGGUUAGUGGCUUUCAGCAAGGGGAGAUAAGGCUCUAGGGCUGCUGUGCUGUCACAGGAGCUGCUCAGAGCACUCCAGGAGGGCUGUGGGGAAGCGGGAGUGCCGGGUUUGGCUUCGGAGGACAUCAAAAGGGCAGAUGGAUAAUGUCUCUGAGCACUGGAAGGCUCUGGAGGAGAGUGUGUUAUCUGGGUGUUAUCUGGCACGGAGACGGGGAGAGGUCCCAGAACAAAAACUGGGGGGAGGCUGUGGAGGAGUGGCUUUAUCUCAGAGGAAACAGCAGAUUAGUAGAAUUUAAAAAAGAAAUAAAUCCAAGCUCAGAAGUGCACAGUGGCACCCGAAGGAAACUGGGAAGGAGAAGGAGUCAAAGGGCUGGGAUUUUCCCAGGCAGGCGUGAUUUCCCAGGGCUGGGUGCACAGGGAAUUCAGCUCCCCGGAGAGAGGUGAGCACCUCAGACCCCCAUCCCUGGUUUAGCAGAGCCUGACCUGGAAGCAUUAGGCUGGCACUGGCUCCCAGUGUGAGCCUGGCUCAGGAAAAGCCACGGGACACUGUUCACACAGUGGCUGGGACACACCGAGGGCUCGCUGACCUGCUGUGAGCCGGUGCCAGCACAGCCUCGGUGCCCGCAGUAGCAUUGUCCCCAGGAAUAAAUGGCAACGUCCUGAAACACAAACGUAAAAGGACUUUCUGUCCCUGUCCAUUACCGCUUUCCAGCAGGCGCCGCUCGGAUGGAUAUAAUGGAAUUACGGGGAGAAAAGAGUCUGGGAGGCAGUUUCUUGUAUCUCAGUGGCAAAGGUCAAGGCAAUGGCUACUGCAGAGUCAUGAUUACAGCUCAGGAGAACGGCUACUGUGGCUUGUGUGAUCCCUGCCACUUCAGAAGCCCCUGGCAAUUCCCGGAAUUCCGAAGGAUGCAGCGCAGAGAGGUGCAUGUGGCUUGGGAAUGGGGUGUUUUGUGUGCCCCAUCACUGCCGUCACCGUGGCUGUGUGAGGCCACGGCCAGCCGGGUGGACUGCAGCAUCCUGAGCCCGGGAAUGGGCUUUCCAGUGACGCCCUUGUUUUGCAGGAAGUGGCAGAGUCGGGGCCCCCCCGGCUCCCUCCGGAGCGGGAGAGGGGGAGAGCCUUGGGCAGGGAUUGAGGAAAGCACCGCUGCUCUCCCAGCGCUGAUGGGGAGGUGUAGCCGAGGAGGGGUUGUUAAAAAUGAAAGAGCUCACAUCCUGCCCGGGGAGGGCAUGUUAGCAGGGCUGCAGCCCCCCUGCCCCGAGCCAUGCUGUGAGGAGGGGACAGAGCAGCCAUCCAGCAGCGGGAAUGAUGGCCCAGUCCCGGGCCAACGGCUCACACUACGCCCUGACGGCCAUCGGGCUGGGGAUGCUCGUCCUCGGCAUCAUCAUGGCCGUCUGGAACCUCGUCCCGGGCUUCGGCCCCCCCGAAAAACCCUCCACCCACGCCGGGAACAGCAGCAAACCCGACCGCGGCUCCGGGGGCAUCUUGAAGAGCAAGACCUUCUCGGUGGCCUACGUGUUGGUGGGAGCGGGGCUGCUGCUGCUCCUGCUCUCCCUCUGCCUCAACAUCCGGGACAAGAAGAGGCAGAGCGAGGACGUCACCGUCGCCCACGUGCAGCGCCAGGUGUCUGUGGAGCCCUCGCAGCAGGAGGACAGCCUUAACUCUUUCCCCUCUAGUCAAGAAGAGGAUGAAGACGUGUCUUCCCAGUACUACGUCCCCAGCUACGAGGAGGUGAUGAACACGGGCUACUCGGAGCCCAGAGACUCGGACAGGAGCAACAGGCUGAGCGUCUCCCUGCCCUCCUACGAGUCGCUGACGGGGCUGGACGAGAGCAGCCAGGCUCCAGGAGCUGCAGGCACGGAGCCGGGCACGGAGAGGCAGCCCAGCCGGCACAGCUCCCGCCUCAGCAAGCGCCUGAAGCCGCUGAAGGUCCGCAGGAUCAAGUCGGAGAAGCUGCACCUGAAGGACAUCAGGCUAAACCUGGACCAGGGGAACAGCACCGUCCCCAUCACGAUAGAGCCCCUCACCCCUCCGCCCAAGUACGAGGAGAUCCAGGAGAAAGCGCCAGUGAGCCAGCAAAUGCCUUAAAAGAAAAGCAAGAGGGAUGUGUGAUGCUGCCGGGUUGAGGGUUUUUACAAACCCAGCGGGCCAAGGGGGGCUUGGUCUGUGGGUGCAGAAGCAGCCAGGGCUCCCUGGAAGCUGCCACGUGGAGGACGUGAUGGGUGUGGUAGCACUGCAGCACGAGGAUGGGACAUUUUUUCCCUGGGACUGGGUUUUACAAAAGACUGUGGGGAAGAAGCCUGAAUGCCACAGGUUCUGCUGCUCUGAAGUAAAUGAAGGCUGGAGGUACCAAAAGUGUCCCUUAUGGUGUUUGAUGUAAGACCACCCAGGGCAUCCUCUCACCUCCUCUGCCUCUCACCUCCAGCAAGACUUUUCCAAGCCACCAAACUGAUAUUGAAGAAGGAUUUUUCCAAGUGGGAAAGUGAAAUGUUCCUUUUUUUUUUUUUUGGGGGGGGGGUGUCUUUUCUUUCUGAGGAAGGGAAACUGCGUUGCCAGAGCAGCACCACGGCUCUCCCCCUCUCCCGGCUGGGUUGGGCUGGUGGCCCAGGGCCGGCCCUGACUCCUGCCAAGGUCUCUGCUGGCUGGUGGGAAGCAGCUGAAAGGGGGCCCUGUGCUCCUUGGGAUGGAUUUCCUGCCUCAGUUGCUGUCCCUGUUGUGUUCUGUGCUCUGUUUGAGGCAAGUGGGUAACUCGGGGGGUGGGGAGCUGCACCAGUGCCAGGGGUGCAGGGUGAAACCACUGCUGAGCAUCCUGUGUGGGCAGACCUGGGCUGAAUAAAUGUUUUGUACGUUGUGUUUGUGUGUAUGUGUGUGUGCACUCGUGGGUGGUUGGUCCUUCCCAAGGUUUAUAAUCCGUUGGCUGUUGUAAGGGAGAUGCUCCAUGGGCAUCCCAACUCCACGCUGCUGGCAAAGCCAUUGGCCACAAAGUCAUCAGUACAUCCAUCCAGGCUCCCUUGAGUGGUCUGAGAGGGAUGUGGAGGUGGCUUUGUUGGUGUGAUGCUGAUAUUGAUGUAAUCGUAGGAUAAUAGAACCAUUUAGGUUGGAAAAGAUCUCCCAAGAUCAUCAAGUCCAACCAUUAACCCAGCACUGCCAAGUCCACCACUAAACCAUGUCCAUGUUAUGGACUGGUCAGCAGAGGCUGACUUGAUGCUGUGGUUGAUAUGAGAGGAGUCCAAAAUGAAGGCAAAGACAUGCUGGUCCAAAUCCAUCCAGCAGAUUUCCCUUGUUAAUGAUUAUUUCCUAUUGCACCUCUUAGUUUCUGUUGUUGCAUCACAGGAGUUUCACUUUGCUGUGCCCCAAGGCAUCUUCUCAGAUGGGCAAAAUAACCUCAAUAGCUAAGGGAGUCUCCUACUCAAGAGAAGGAAGCAAAGCAGAAUAUACCCCAGAUUGAGGGAUGUGGGGUGGGGGGUCCUGUGUGGGUCUUGUUGAGGGGCUGUAAAGGUGGUGCAGCUCCUUGGAAGUUGUGUCCCAGGCAUGUGUGCCCCUGAGAGCCCACUGGGAAUUAACUCCUGUCUCCUUGGUGAAGAAAUACAGCCCUGACAGGGUUCCUAGAAAAUCUGGGUGAAUAAAGUGAAGUUUCUUGUCUGAGCAGGUGGAAGGUGAAGUUUUAUUGAGCUUCUUUGCCAGAAAAUCCCAUUGGAUGAAAUAGACUGGCAAAAACAUCCUCUUUCCCAAUGUCCCGUGUAGGAAAAGAGCUGAAAGACUGCCAUGAAGUGCAAUGACCACAAUGACAUGAGCUGUGACUCAUGCACUAGUUAUGCCAAAAAUGCCCCAAAUGGCUAAUGAGCAUCUCUGGCUACUUUCAUGCUUGUCAUUUGAUGGUAUUUGGGAAGCAGAGGGAGAUGUGGGAUGCUGAGAAGUUCAGGAGCCAUGACCAUCGCUGUCCUAGGAUGGCUUAUCCCUGUACAGUAAGGAAGGCACAGUAAGGGAAUGGUUAUUCCUGACGGUGAGGGUGAUGGAGAAGAAGGUGGAGAGAGCACAGCUGUCUCUUUCAGCAGAUUCGUCUCACCCCAGCCUUAGGCUGGUUGUCCAAGGUGGACCACGCUAGUGGGUGAGAAAUCAGGAUGUGUUCAACAUUUCACGUGUGUCUCAGUGUCUCCAGGAGGUAACUCACAUCCCAGGACAACUCAGUGAGUUCAGCCUGGAGAAGAGGAGGCUCCAGGGAGACCCUAGAGCACCUUGCAGUACCUAAGGGGGCUCCAAGAGAGGUGGAGAGGGACUUUGGACAGGAGGCUGGAGUGACAGGACGAAAGGGAAUGGCUUCAAAGUGGCAGAGGUUUGCAGAGCUCUUUGCAAAAUCUUCUGUGUCUGCCUCAAAGUUAAUGAGAUGAUUAAUUAAUUAAAUUAAUUUAUUCUUUAUUAAUGUGAUAAAACCUUGCAGGGCUGGAGAGGCCAAACUGGGUGGUGUUAGUGGCAAAGGUGGGGGUUUUUUUCCCCUUUUUCUACUGAAAAAGAGUUCCUGGCAGCCUGGGACCAAGGAAUAUCGAUGGACAAGCGCUGAUGGGUGACAGCGCUUAUCCCCUUGCCUGUGGUUGCAAAACCUGUGUGUGUGUGUGUGUGUGAGUGAUAUUAAAUAAAAAAAAAUAAGCCAAAUGGGGACUCAAAGGUUCUUUGGCAGCCCUGGCAGGUGGCAGUGAGGUUUGGGAUACACAUUCCCACGCGUGUCAGCAGCUGGCACCGGGAGCCGCGGCCGCGCCGGCGCGGAGCUCUGUUGUGCUGCCAGGCCAGUUGCUUGGAAAAAGGAGAAGGAGGAAAAAAAAAAAUAAAUAAACAAAACAAAGAGGAAAAACUCACCCAGACAGGCAGCAGCAGGGCCCAGCGUGGCCGAGGUUUCCAAGGCUACUGCCAGGCUGCAGCAGCGCUGCUGGCUGGGACAGAGCCGCUUUUGGGGUCAUUUUGUACGGUUCUUA